AUGCCUUUGCGAACGGUUACCAUCGGGAUAAACAGGGAACAGGAGCCAGAAAAAGUCACACAGGCUGGGGUCCGGGACGUUGGCGAAACACCCGGAAAGAUCUCAGAAUAUCAAAUCCGGGAGCAGAGGGAAGAUGGGGAGGAGGCCGGGAAGCUCAGGUCUGGGGAGGGAAUCGUUUGCCUCCUGGCUCGGCUAGUGGGUAACAGGCCGGACUUCUCACGGCUUCUGGGCCCCAUCAGAUAUCCUUGGUGCGAUCGGACUCAGAUCUCGUUGCCUCCACCAGGCCAGCGUGGGCAAGGCACAGGCAAGGGGUGCAGCUUUCGGACGGAGGGCUCCACACCCAUCCCGGGGGCCCUCAGCUCCCCAGCUGGGGCUGGGCCCAGCCGGUCACCAGCGCCGCCCGCCUAUGUGUGCUGCAAGGGGGUGACCAAGUCCCCCACCGGCUGGGGCGCGGGCAGCCCCUGCGCAGCUGCACGCUUCUGGGGCGCCGGCUGCCUCCGGAGCUGGGCAGGGCCUGGGGCUCUGGGCUGCAUCCGCAAACGUGACUGUGGCCGGCGGGGCGUCCCCGGGGCCCCGCGAGAGGGGGCGAGGCCUGGGCCGCCGCCGCACCGGGAAUCGCGCACCUUCGCCCGCGGCGGCAGCGCGCAGGGGCCGGGUGGGGGGGGGGCGCAGCGCGCGGAGAACAUCGCGGGCUCCCCGGCCUUGGAAGGAAUUCUUGCAAAGGCGCCCCCUUUUCCUGACCAUUGGGGGAGAGGCCUGAGCGCCUGGUCAAGUUCACUGGCCGGUCCGCGUCUGGCCCCAGCCCCUGUGGACCGGGAGGGUUGGGCUCUGGGGACGUCGCAGGGCUCGCAGGGAAGCCGCGAGGACUUUGCAGGAGCCUUGAUUCUAGAAUCUAGGCUGCAGCUGCGUGGUCACCGCGAACCCCCUGACUCCCAAGAGUUCGGUUCCGGCCGGGACGCGCGCCGGGGCUUAAGCUUCAGGGAGACGCGCGGCUGCCGAGCGCCCUCUAGCGUCGGCCUGGGGGAGCGGCUGGACUCUGGUCCUCAGUGCCAGCUGGCUGAGGAGGAGGCCUGGGUUUCACAGACUGCCAGCAAGCUGCAACCUCUCUUUGGCUCUGUGAGGGAGAUAAAACAGGAGCCUGCGUUUUCAGGGUGCUGCUCUAGUGAACCUCAGAGCCAAACCACCAAGGAGUCUGGAGAGGGGGCAGAUGUGGAAAGAAAACUUCAAGCUCUUUCUUUGACCUUGGCUAAGGUCGUUGCCUCUGGCUUCACUCGCCCGCCCUUCCCGUUGUCUUGGCCAAAGGCGCUGGGGACAGGAGAAAAAGGCGCCUGCAGCUCCGUGCAUCUCCGCCAACUUCGGGGCAGAAAGGCGCGGGCUGAGUCCGGCUGGACGCCGCAAAGGAGCAGGCCAAUCCCGAUCCCAGCCGGUCCCAUCCGGUCCCAUCCGAUCCUAUCCGAUCCGCCCGGCGGCAGGGCCCCCUCCCGCCUCCGCCGCUUUGGCCGCGCCCCGCCCCCACACCCCAACUCCCAAGGACACUUGUCGCGCGCUUCGGACGCCGGGCGGCUUUCGGUCUCUAUCGGCUCCUCCUGCGCUGCUUUUGUCUUUCUGCGCGCGGUGGCUUCUCCGGGCGCGCUCCUCGGCCUGCGUCUUCCUGCCUGUUAUUCUCGCUUUCUCUGUCUCGCACACGUGCGCGCACACGCACACACUCACUCACACGCGCGCACACUCACGCCCUCUCUCCUUCCUCCUCCCGCCGUCUCCGCGCUGCUCCUCCCAGGAGCGCAGGGCCCAUCCCGGCCUCGCCACGCGGGAUCCGACGGCGUCCCGGGCGGGCGCGGGUGGGACCUGCGGGGACCACGCCCGGGGGCAGCGGGGAACCGAAGCGCCAGUCCCCGUCCCGCCUCCGGCCCUGAUCCAAGCCCCCACUCCCGGGCGCCAGGGGACGCCACACACGCGAGCCCCGCGCCCCAGCGCCGUCGCGCCACCGCGCAGAGCCCAGACGCGGCCCCCGGGCCUCCUGGGGGCGGGGACGAGGCGGCGACCCGGGGCCGCCAGGCCCCUCGCCCCGGACGCGUUCCCCCUUCGUCCCCAGACGCCCAGGUUCCCGCGGCGCAGCAGGACGCGCGAGGCCCGUGCGGCGGGAGAGAGGACGCCAAAGGCGACACCGCAGACCAGCUCCAGGCCCAGCCAGUGGCCUCAGGACCCGGCCUUUCCCUUCCCUGCCCGGAGAACGCAAACCCAGGGCGCCGCCUAGAGGCCAGGAGGGGAAGGGAACCUUUUGAAGUUCUUCAGCACGGUGAAGUUUAUUGGAUUUCCGGUCCCCAAGAUUUAUACCCAGGAGGGUGAGUGGGAGGCCAAGGCAGCCCGUGGUUACCUUGGGUUUCCCAGCUGGACACGUGGCCGCUGAGACUGUCACCAGGACAAGCCAGGAGGGAGCCCCAGUGACCCGGACAGACAGGGACUGGAGCUUGGCACCGUGUAAGAGUCGCCACCACCACCACCGUUGCCACCCACUAGCUCAGAGUGGCCUUGCCUGAGUUGGGGGUUCUUCUAGAAAACAGAAGUUUCUGCAACCCAAGCUGGACCAGCUCCUCCGGGCAGCUUUUCCCUGUAGCCGUGGGUCCAGUUCUUCGGAUGGGGUGUUGCUUGGUGGCCACCGGAUCUGUGGGAGAAGGGGCAGGGGAAUAAGCAGAGCACAGGAAGUUCAGCGGUGAGCAGAGCCGGGGGCCAGGGAGGGCUGCAAGGUGGCCGUGGGCCCUGCCCAUGAGCCCUUGGGCUGGUGCUUGAACUAGGACUGCUGGGUGAAUUAGGUAGUUUCAUGUUGUUGGGCCUGGGCUUCUGAAAACAACAACAUCAAACCACCCGAUUCACGGCAGUUAAGGCUCCUGCUUAGCUGGAGGAGUGAGGGUGGCAGUGGGGCUCAGGGCUGGUGUGGUACCCUAACCCCAACCCCAGACAGAUCAGGGGCGUUCUGGGGUAUCCUCCCACUUCUGGACAUUUUCAGUGUGUUUGGGGUACAAGGGGGCAGUGGGGGAGCACAAGACUUUCUGAAGCCACCUCCGGUCUGCAGAGCCUCAGCCUCCUGCCCCAGGGUCUCGGGCUCCUGUCUGCUCUCAGAAGCUUCCAGAGACUUCUCAGUGUAACUAUACAGAGGCACCACUGCUUGAAGGUUGGGCUUCCACAGGGACAUGGGAGGCCUGAGGUCUUGGUAACCUUUUGAGGGGACCAGGCUCCUCCUUCAAAGGAAGUUUUAGGUGCCUCUAGAGGGCUCUAUGGGCCCCUUUCAGUGGAAGGAAAACCUGGGAAUCCCUGUAACCUCAGCUCACAGACCCUCAAGUCUCUCCUAGGCCUCCUAGUGGGGUAGGCGCCCUAGGGGUGGCUUCAGAAAAGCUGCCUCCUCUGCUGGGCUCCAGCUGCCUCCUUUCCCGCUGGGCUCAGGGCUGGGCAUGGGGUCCCGCAGGUCCUCGGGGCCAGGUCCUUGCAGCCCUUCUUAGGAAGGUGCUUGCCCUGCUGGGCAUUCAGCACAGGCUGGUGCCGACACAGAGCCAGGCAGGGACGGGUGGACCUGCGGCACCCUUUCUGACCCCGGCCCUCUUAAGACUGCUGGCUGUGUGCCCAGCGAAGGGGCCACUAGAAGCGAAGCCCUCCCCAAAGCAUAGGCUCACUUUUGUUCCUCAGCUUCCCCCCUGCCUGAGGGAAAGGAAAUAUGCAAAGGGGCCCGGAAGAGGCUGGACCGGAUGGGCUCUGGUGGCGCCAGGCUGACUUGGAGGGCCAAGGGGCUGGGGGAACAAGGGGUCUCUGCUGGGACAGAGAAGCCGGGGGACCGGCUCAGAAUAGGAAGGCAAGGGAAACACAGCCUCACUCUGUCUUGAUACCUUAAGGCCUGGACAUUUGGUCAUCUCGGGUUCAGUCCAAAGGGCUGGGGUGCCUCCUCCUCCUUACCUUGCUUCUCCGGCUGCCCCCAAACCUGCCCCAGCCUUGGAGCCAUCCCUGGCGUCUCUCGGCCACCCCCUCUCAGGAAAACUGCUGUAAAAACAGAAAAAAAGGGGGAUAUUUGAGAGAAAGGAGGAAAUAAAGUCUUUGGAAAGCGGAGGGUUUUACAACA
Messenger RNA from Cavia porcellus (domestic guinea pig), 4105 nucleotides. RefSeq names its product collagen alpha-1(I) chain. NCBI's taxonomy places the organism in Eukaryota, Metazoa, Chordata, Mammalia, Rodentia, Caviidae. The transcript has 9 exons. The record is from RefSeq and is a predicted model, not a curated record. The coding region runs from base 1 to 2346 and encodes 781 amino acids.